UGGAAGUCGCCAGUCUGUUGAUUCUUAUUGCAAAUCGAUAAGUCCAAAAGAUUCUUUUGUUUCAUUGUGGUUCAACCGUUUGAACUGGUUCCAUCGUCGAUUCAUCGAUCAAAACCAAGAAAAAUCAGAAGACAAAUUUGAACUUUCUCAAUUGAUCAAACCAAGCAAUAUGGACAAAUCUAAUUCACAAGACGGAAAACCACGAGUCGUCGAAAAGGCACGAAUCAUCGUCAAGCUCGAAGAUUGGGAAGGAUUCCAGAAACGCUAUGCACGUGAACAACGCGAGAAAGAGCAAUGCGAGAAAGAGCAACACGAAAAAGAGCAAGGUGAACGUAAUGGUGCCAAUAAGAAUGCCGAUAAAUGAGCAUAUCCACUUACUUCAUACUUUGUGAAUUUUCGAUUGUCAAAAUGAAUUUUUUCUUCUCUACAAUUCGUGUGAUUACGAAAGAAAUUCCAAUAAAAAUAUAAACAAAUCGAAUAUCGAAAUGUGUGUUGAAUUUUAUUGCAGUUCUGAAUAACUUUGCAUCACAUUGUGAUCACAAAAUCAAAUAAGCGUAUGACAAAGUAACGUGUUUAUUUAGGAAGUAUUUGAAAUGAUUAUUUUGCACUUCAAGCAUAAUAUUGUUGGCUGCUGAUUUUGCAUUCAGAAGGAAUGUACGGAUUUUGAGAUCAUUCAAUUGCGACUCGUCAAUCAGAACGAAUAAAAACAAAAACGCUGUUUUUCACGUUGAUCAAGCCAAUCUUGGAACCAUGGACAAUACGAAUCUCUCUGAAGCCGAUAAAAAGGUUGUAAUUGAAGCCGCAUAUAGGGAAAUGAAAAAGGAGGCUCGAGCCAUUACGAAGAGAAUCGCUGAGCUGCAAAUUGAGCACGAUGCUUUGGUUCGAGGAAUCGAAAGCUACGUCAUCGUCAAAACCAAGAACGAAAAAUCGCCGAAAUGAAGAGCAUCGAUGAUUCAUUCGAAGAAUAUUUCAUUUCAUUUUUUCUCAAUAUUUUAUAAGAACGCUGUCGGAACUUUAGUGAGAACAAUAAAACAGUGAUGAAUUGCAAGAUUCCAUAGCAUUUUCAUACUGAAUAAAGUUUUUUUCCAUGCUACAAUCAGAUUUUGUAGGUAGCACUUUGUUGCCAACACUGGAUUGCUCGCCUCAAUUUGCAUGUAGUCCAUGUUAUUCACAGUAAGUACAGGUAGAAAAAGGUAACAUUCUGAUUAAUUUGUAUCGAUAAAUUUGCAUUUCAUUCCUCCUUCAACUGAUUUGCAUUCCGGAAAGUUCAUAAAAAGGAUUUAAUUUCAAAUAUAUCCAGUGUUCCAUUCCAGUAGCGCCUUUAAACCAAAUGCAAUACGUUUAACCAUAUAAAUAAACGUCUUUGAACGUACUGUGUGUUUGCGUGUAAAGAAUGAAUUAUUUCAUCGAAACACGAUAUAUGUAUUUUGAGUUUGAUUCAAAGAAAAAGAUGAAAAAAAAAUGAGUUUACGGUCAAAAAAAUGCGAUUUCUUUUAUUUUUUAAGCCCGGUUGAAGCAACUCGUUUGAUGUAGUAGUUAAGAAAACCUUGAUUUAACUAGUUCUACCUGCUCAUAAACUCCUAAGUGAAACAAAAGUUGAUGUUUAAACGCAGGUAAAUGACGCCGGAGGAGGAAAAAAAUGAUUCGACCGUACGAAAAAAGAAUAAUGUUCUCAGUGACUUGAGAAUGUGUUGCCAUGAAAUCGUAUGCGGAUAUUGUAUAUCAUUUCUUUCGAAUUUGAAACGAACAGUCCUUCUUUCUCAUCUAAGAAAUGGAUCAAAAAUACGAAGCAAAAAUGAAUGUUUUAUCUCGAUGAUUGAUUAGACAAAUGUGAGAAAUAUUUUACCAUACAAACGAAUCGAAUUUUGGAUCGAAUCAUCAAAAAGGUCAGGCAAUGAAUCAACUUUUCCAUGUUUCGUAAACCAUUCUUGAAAUCGUUGUUAAGUUUUAUUGAAAAGGUCGUUCUAUUUUAAACGGCUUCAACGAACCAACUUCCCUUCAGAGAAUCUCAUUUGUCGAAGACAAAAUGCUUCGCGUUCCGAAAGUAUUAAUUUUCAGUUCAUAAAACUAUGAAUUUUUUGAAAGCCUUAAAUCACGCAAUUCAACCAUUUCUACCAAAAAUGAAAUAGAAAGUGCUGCUGUACACGUUCAAUUACGAGCGAAUGAAAUGAAGCGUUGCGGCAAAUUUUUAUAUAUAUGGUUUAGCAGUAAAAGUUAAAGUUUUUCAUUCGUUCGAUUAAAAUAAUUGUUUUCGUUCAAUUGAGAACAAGGUUAACUUUCUCGUUGGUUAGAAACCGAGUCGUAAUCAAAGUUUGAUCAUGAAAACGGUGAUUUUGAAAUUUAUGCAUUUGUUCAAAAAUUUAUUCGUUUAUCCGAGAAUUUAUUACGUUGUAAUUAUUCGAUUUAGCCUUUGGAUUCAUUAAAUUGCGACAUUAUUAGGUUCCACGAGCUGCGCCCGUAGUACACAUAAGACUUUGUGUGUCAUUAGAGGCACGAGUAAAAUUGCAUUUUGCGAGUUUUCAUGCGAACAACGAAAUCUUCCAAACAAUGGCCAAUGUCAAAGUCAACCCACGCUCCAACGAGAAAUAUGAUAAUUUGUUGCGAUUGUAGACGGCGAUUUCAUAAAACUAAAUGACAGAAUCAAAUUAAUGCAACGCCUUGCAUGGCAAACAUAACAAAUGCAUGCGAGUAGAAAAUAAUGCAAUCUUCCUCUUUUUGAUGGGAAUGAAAAUGGCUAGGGCGUCGUAUUGCAUUUACCAUGAACUAUAAUAAAAAAAAUUGAGAUUCAUUUUAGAGUUGAGUGUGUGGAUUAACAGUGUCGUCGAUUUCCAGCGCUUUGUUUGAGAUAUUUUUGGAUGGAAAAAUACCCAUUUGCUUGUUUUAUCUUCUUUUUCGUUCUUUUUUUUCUGUAUUUCUCUUUUGAAGCAUAUUCAAUCACAUAAAUGACUACAACAUGCAUAAAAAAUGUACGAACAUCAAACUGAGGAAUAGUUGCCAGUGUAGGAACAGAAAAAAAACAAAUAAUUAUUACUCCAACGUGACGAGCGCAUAGAGUGGAACUAUUGAAAAGAGAGCAAUAGCCAACUUUGUGGCCGUUCAUUUUGGAUUAUGUCGCUCUUUUGUUACUCGCAUUCUAAAAAUAGCAAAUAAGCUUGGUGUAUACGAGAAAAAAAAACGAAACGAAACGUCAGCCAUGAUUUUGAGAAUUCGCGCCGCAUUUAUUCAAUGACGACUUUAUGAACUGAGCAUGCAAAAGUGCACAUAAAAAGUCGCGUUAGCGUCACAUUAUGAGAGCACAGCAAAUGACUACAAUUGGCUUCUUUGUAGCAAAAAAGCGAGCAUCAGAUGGCAAAUAGUAAGCAUGCUUGCCGUCGUUAUAAUAACAAACAUCGAGUAAGCGUAGGGCUGCCAGCCAACAAAUGUCAACUCGGAUGAAUGAAUCUUUGUCUCAUUACUUUCGAACAUCAUGACGAUGCGCGUCCGAAUGGAUUUCAGGAAAUACGCAGUCGUUAUUUCAAAAUUAUGAUUUGUGUUUCUUCGUUCAAAAAUUAAUGUUUCAAUUUUUUUUCACUUUUUUUUCUAGUGUGUAUACAAGGAAAGUGUGGCCAGUGUUGGCACCAUUUCUCAUAUCAACAACACAAAAAACAUCGCUUUUAUGAGCAUUGCGCGUGUACUAGUGGAAGUAGUCGAAAUGCAUGUGUGCAAAGGAAUUGAAGAGAAUGUUUUAUGACGACCGACCGACCAACCGAACGAACGACAGAAGAAAUGAGAAAAGUGCAGUUUCUCAGAAUCGACCGGUAGGAGAUGCAGCCACUUUUACUAAUCUAACCUCCUUUUACACGUAUUCCAACACAAACGGUGACAAUUCUUCUCGUGUUUUUUUUCUCUACCUGGCAUGGCUGUUUUCUUUAUGACAUUUGGAGGCUACCUCGAACGUAUUUAGGUAAAUAGAAAACAUACGCAGUAAAUGUUAUGAAUGUUAGUGUAUUCGGCCGUUGUAUUUGUUAUGUUCUACCAAUUACAUUUGGAACAUGGCAACAAUUACCGACUUUCUUUGAGAAACGUCUUUCAAACAAUUCGUUAACAUUCAUUGUUCUACUGUCAAUCAAGCAACAUCGAUACACUGAGGCACAGAGGUAGCCAAUAGGUUUAAAAAUGGACGUCGAUAUCGCCGAUGAAGAGCAAAAACAUUUCAUACAAGCAUUUGCCGGUAAAAAAAACGCUGAAUUUUAUCUGAAAAAUCUAUCAUUUUGUGUGAUCGUUCAAAUCUAACUGGGCAAUCUAAAUUGUUCGAUUAAAUUCAUAGCAAACGUUCUUUGAUAGUUUCAAAAUUCGUUUUUUCAAUCGUUUGUUCUAUUUUCAGGACCAACCGAAGUGUAUCGACUCUUUGAAGAACAUCGUAAAAGAAAUGUAAGUCAAUACUUUUUGUAACAGAUAAAUCAAAGAAAAAAAAUCGUGAUGAUGGCUUUCAAAAUAGUCAAAAGUGCUCAAAACUUGUUUUCUCGAGUUUCAAUUCCGUCCAAGAAUGCCAGGAAUGGGAAGCAAAUCAAAAAACCAUUUCAUAUAAUAUUGCCAUUUUAAUCCAUUUGUUAUUCCGAAAACAUGUUCAAAAUGACACAAAAAUGUCUUCAAACGACAAUCAAUUUUUAAUUAAUUCCAAUUCAAUCGCUGUUUUGUCCAUUUUAAUCUAUUUUUCUAUCAUUUCUUUAUUUUUCUGCAAUUAUCGAUACCCAUUUCAAUCAUCGUAAUUGUUUGACCAUUUUUGUCGACAUCAUCAUCAUCAUCGUCGUACUUUUUCAAUUUCCAAAGAUAAUUCUCACAUUCAACAUUGAUUUAUGUCCAUUUUUAUUUGCAGCCUCCGCUAUUUCUCCAACGUAAUUUGACCUAUGUCAUCCAGAAAAAGUGCCGGCCGAAAAAGCCACGCCGACGAUCAAGUGGGAAAUUCAACACUUUACAUUCGAUUGCUGACAAAUUGGGCGAACAGAAACGCGGCGCACGGCAUUACAUGACGUUGACCUUUUCGGGUUUUCGUUGCGAUGAGCUCGCAAAUUAUCGGCAUGCCGAAGUGCAGGUCAUUCACAAACAAACCAAAAUCAAUGUGAGUAGAACAGGCGUGUGUAAUUUCAGUACAUUCGUGCCAGUGAUAUAUAAUUUCAGACUGAAAUUUUCAGUGUUGUUGUGAAUAGAAGAACGAAGAAAAAAUGUUGCUGAUUUCAACGCUUUCGUUUAUCAUUGUUUUGUGUAAAUAAUUUGGAAUUUGUUUUGUUUUGUUUCGCUUUUUUUUUGCAGUUAACAUCCGUGAUAAUCGACAUCAAUCCGAAUGAUAUGCUAAAAGGUUUGUCGACAAUUAGCCUGCCAACUGAGGCGCUGAAAAUAACCACACCGGAUGGUGACCUAUUGGAGAUCACAACGUGUGUUUUACUGUUUAAAGUGAGAGUUAUUGAUAAAGUGGCACAAAAUGGUUAUUUGAAUCGUGACGAUGAAAAUUACGCGUUUGAUGCGGAAUUGGAAUUGUUUGACAAGAGUCGAAAUGGUUUGAUUGCCAGUGGGCUGCAUGAACUAACAUUCGCGUACGAAUCAAAUGCAGGACUAAUGUCACUGCCCAAGCAAGCGAUGUGGAAAAUUAAGCAUUUUGUAAAAAAAUCGCUAUCGAUGAAUGCAAUUGAUGAUGAUGAUAACGAGUUUUUGAAACCGGCCAAAAUGACGUGCCAUUUGCAAUGGUCGCGUGAAAUCAGUUUUAACAGCGAAAACAAGGAAAAUGGUGAAAUGGUUAAUGGUUCGAAUGGGAACGGUGGCAAACGACGGGUUUUUACACGAAGUCGUUCAACUGGAAGCAUUAUGAGCCGCCGAUUUUCCACAUACAAAUCCAAUGACAAUAUACAGUGUCUAGUCUAUCAAUUUAUUCACAAGAAUUACCGACAAAAAACCGAGCUAUGGGAUCGGCUCAAGUGCCCGUGGUGCUCGUUGAAAACAUCAAAUAUGUACAUUUUACUAAAGCAUUUAACGUUGUGCCAUGGACGGUUCAAAUUUAAAUAUGUGCCGAACACGAGUGAAAUUCGAAUCGAUGUGUUCGUGGACAAGCGUAAAGAGUCAACAAUCGAUCCGUUCAGUCGACUGGCAACGAAAUUUCGCGGCAAUGAGCCACACAAACGCAAAGUUAUGACUACAAUACUUGUCAAUCGGCCGGAACGUCAACGGCCACGUCUGUCAGAAUUUUUAAACUUUGACACAAACCCACGGCGAACAUAUUACCAUUCGUACAGCGGUUUGCCAGUUAAGCCAAGUGAAUUUGAUGUGGAUUCAGAAGCUGAAAUGGAUCCAAUUUGGUUGCGUGAGAACACUGUCAAAAUGAUCAAUGACUUUCUCGAUGUGAACGACGGCGAAAAAACCAUUAUGAAAUUAUGGAAUUUAUUUGUGCUGAAAGAAGCGUAUGUAAGUGAUUCGCAAAUGCCAGCAGCUGUUGUGGCGUUCAUCAAAAUGCACGGCCACUCGAUUAUAGCCAAUAAUCUGUAUCGCAAUUGCAUCAUCCACUUAUCGAAUUUAUUUGAUUAUGGUUUGAUAUCGGCGAAAGACCACUUUAGAGCCGUUAGAACAUUGCAUGAGCUGCUCACUCGCGAUUCAACGCUGUGCGAUUUUCUCAAGCAGAGAACCGAACAACAACGUGAUCAUUUGCGAUCAUUGCGACUGGCAAAUGUUGGAAAAACGCCAAGCAAACGAAAACGUACGGUAUUUCACAUGGAAUCGGCAAUCAAGAGACGAUUGCGUUCACAAUCCAGGGCCGAACCCAUCGUACAGAACAAAAUCAAACGCACCGAAACAAUCAAUAAAAUCAGCACGCCAACCAUUUCAACGCCGAGACCCGUUCGAAAAUCGGCUCGUAUUACACAGUAAUGAUGGUUGGGGCAGAGAGAGAGAACGUUAAUGGUUGGCAGAGAAUGUGAACUACAGAGAACAUGCACAGCAGAGAAAAUGAACGACAAAAACGAAAUUUUCUUACAGAAAAUUCCAUAAAUAAAACAAACGAAAAUUAUAAUUAGUGUAUAAUGAAGUAUACGGAACUUCUCGUAGGUCAAUCAAACACGCAAUUUGCAGAACACACACACACACAUAGAAAUGGGCGCCUGUGAAACACUCUUCUGCUUCUCUAUUGUACGACUGCUAGAUACAUGCAUCGCUACAUACACUCAGAACACUCUCCAUUUUCACUAAUUAUCAUUUGCUUCUUCGUAUUUAUGGUGCGCUAGUGAAGUUAUUUAUGCGCACGAUUCCAUUCGGGUCAGUGACAUGAAUGUCAGGUUUUUCCUUUUUUUAUCGUUUUGUUCGUUGUAUAUUUCGCCGUUUCAUUCCAUUUUCCACACACAGUUCGACAAAUGCAUUUUGUGAGCUUCGUGCAGCGAAGAUAAUCAUGUCUAUUGUUCUUUGUGUAAUUGGUUUUGCCUGCGUUUUUUUUUUCUUUUCGUUUCUUCUUUAUUGAAUCGAUGAGAACAACACAUUCGAAAGUUUAACCGCAAGGGUCGUUUCAAUCUAGCGCCUUUCCAAAUCGAACGAUUCUUGACUUGCAACUAUUGGAAAUUGAUAUAUUCAAACAUUUUGAAAUGCAUACUGGAAAUUGAUGCAUAUUCAAUUGGCCUCAUGUUUGCAAACAACAUUCCAAAUUGAGCAAAAAUGCAAUAAUAUUUCGUAUUUGAAAGGAAAUCCACUAGCAUUUAGAAUUAGAAAGAAUGUAAUAUUAAAAACACACCAAUGACAUUUGUGCGGUCGUCAUUGUAGUUUUACGUAAUUUAUUAGAUUAAGCAGAAGAUUCUCGGCUAUGGAUCAGUGACUGAAAUAAAGUAACAUUACAUAAAAACACGGUAUGAUUUAUCAUUUUCAUCGUUUUAUGUUUCAGCAUUUUAUUGAAGCCGGCACAUUUUCAUAGAACUCAGUAAGGUAGAAUGGGAAUUAAUGAAGGUAAUUAAUUAUGAUAUUUUUUAAAUUCACCGUCGACUGAGUGCACUGCAGUGUCAGAAGCGUUAUAAAAAAUACGCAUAUAACUCAUCGUUUAUUGCCUUUAUGAAAUCGUAAAUAAAUAUGUGAAUAAAUUUCAAUUCAUUAAACAAAAAAAAACAAAGAACCCAUCGAACGAUUAUAAAUGUCGAAAAAAGUGUUGAAAAUUCAUCUCCGUCUCAUUCUACAAUCGAAUGAAUGUUUCACUCAUGCUAGGAAAGAAUGGGCCGCAUUAUUUUUGGAAUUCCAACAUGCAUCGCCGUCGAGAGCAAAAAGCAUCAAAUGGAAAUUACGACAAAAAAACAAAAACGAAGAAGAAUUGACUUUUGACACAUGUUCGAAAUGCAUGAGGUAUUGAGCACCGACUCGUCGACUAAAUUGGCCGCUUCGUUCCUUUCAGCAAAAUCCAAAAAACGAGAGAGGAAAAAAUUCUGUGCGAGCGCACAUAUUUCAUAAGUGUCUUUCACGAUAUUUAAUUAGUUUUUUGGAUAAAAUUCAUUUCGUUGUCGAAAUGAUUUGUUUCAAACAACACGCGCGCCAUUUAGAAGCACGUUAUUCGGAUUAAGUGGAGAAGAACGGGCUCAGAGUGUUUCGAAUCCAUCAAUUUCUAUUUAUGCAUCAUUCGUUUAGUGAAUAAAUAAUAAAGGCAAAGAUCGGUGCUCGGAUGUAAAUCCAGUGUUGAGGUCGUUCUUGUAACAGAAAGAAUCUAAAAAUAGACGCGAACAAAACCUACGCGGCGAAAUGCACACAUAAUUGGUUUUCCAACGCGGCAAUUCCUAUUUCUCAUAUCUUGGCUGUUCUUAUUCAUUGGCCUUUCCAGAGUGUUUGCUAUUUUGGUUAUGCAUUCCGUCAUAUAGACUAAAUACUAAAGAAUUUCUCGCGAGCUCGAUUUUACGUCGACAGAUUUUGCUUCGGAUAAAACCACUUCGUAUCAGUUUAUAAAAAGAGAAAGCAUUUAGCAAGAGAACCGUUUACGCGUUCCAAUGAGAAGCCAGCAAAUAUUUUGAACAUGACACAUACACACUUGGUACCCAUGGAACUAAUGUGUUUUUGCUUUUGUACUCACUUUCCAUGGUGUGUUGAUUUUGAUCUUGCGAAUGAGUCAUGCAAUGUGCAAAUCGUUGGUACGCAAGCCUCUUUCAAAGCCGUGCUAUUAGAUUCAGUAAAUGUCGAUGAUUCAUUCGGUUACGGCGAAAAAGGAACCGAAAUUGUUUUAUCCAAGAAUUUGUCCUUAUGUUCCGAUGUUUUAUGAAAAUUUACUCGUGUUUCGCAUUAAAAUGACGAAUUCAACACAUUUUGACACAAUCGAAUAACGAAUUUUAGUUUGAAUAACAAGGAAAUUGGCUAUUAUACCAAGGAAUUCAACUUGAGUUUACAAAUUAUCAUCUUUUAACCGGCUUUAUUCUUUCAUCUCUAGAUGAAUUGAAAAUUUUAUGUCUUUUUCGCUGAAAUUUUACGGGUCGAAAUUUGAAUGUGCGCAUUCGCAUCAAACACACACACCCGUAAUAAUUAGUCGAAAUGCCCUUUUCAAUGACAAAAAUCAAUGAAAUCCAAUUCAUUUCGGUGCGGCUUGCAAUUAUCAAUUUAUUGCCGCUUAGCAUUUAAAAUGCUCAUCAACAAUUUUUUUGACGAUCGAUGUAUAGGCAUUUCUGCGAACGCUGUUCUUCUCUCUCUCUCUCUCGUCGCUAUAAUUCCGUCAUCGUGCGCAUACAUGUUUUAUGCGAUGUAAUUUUAAAAAAAAUGAUGUUGAAGCCACUCCAUAAAUGUUAUACGCGCUCAAAUAAGCACAAACCGAUGGAAAAAAGAGACAUAAAGAGCAGAGCAUUGCUUCACGCUUGAAUAAUGUAUGCUCGAGAACGGAAAGCGUGGUUUGAAGCCAUAACAAUUUAAUACUUAAUGAGACUAUUGUGUGAUUAGCGGCAUUGGUUUAUUGCCAUUCGAAAAUAUGUUUCCAUUUGGCAGCGAUUUCGUGGUUAUGCCGUUCUUUUUUGCCGGGCAAAAACAAAUGUGUAUUACGUUUAGCAUAUCAUUUUUGCUAUUUCCACACAACAAGUUGCAUGUGCAUUCGACAUCGAAUUGAUCGAUUGAUCGAAGUUUGUUUACCUUUGAACGUAAACAACAACAAAAACAGCAACUAGUAACAAUAAUAAAACGUAAAACAUAAUAUUGGAAAGUUAUUGUCGUUCUCAAGUCAUGUUGUUAAUGCGUCGAAAACAUUGAUGGUUGUCGGUUUUUCGAAGCAAUCAAAUCAACGGCAACACUCAAAUCAAUUGUUUAUGUCUAUUAUAUGAACGGAAAUGCUUUAUAUGUCACUUUAGUAUUAUUGUGCGGAGUAUGAAAUAAUCGGUUGCGCGUUAUGUGUACGGGAAUAGAGCGCCAUUAACAGCUAAACAACACAUUUUACACUCGAUCUCAAUCUCGAGAGCGCAUCUCUCGCAACAACGAAAGAAAGCAAAAAGAGCUGUGAAUGAGAAAGAGAAUGACACAAGUGAAACAAUGGCGCUGUCGCAAUUCCGUGCAGCAUCAAAUGCGCUUCGCUUUUGGUUUCCAUCGUUAUUUAAUGCGCACGCACUUCUUUCGAUAAAUAUUAAUUUUGCUUUAUACACUGCGCCCAUCGUCAUCAUCAUUAUUUAUUACAUUUAUGACUUUGUAUGAUUAUUCGUAAUCAUUUAUCAAUUCAACUUGUCAUUCCGUUGACAAGCGAAGAAAUUCAGCAAAGAUUUUUCUUUCUGUCUCGAUUAUUUCUCUUUUCAUAGUAUGGAAUGAUUGCCAUUCGUUUCGCUUCAUUAUGCUCUGAGGCCUCGAUCCACAUUGAUAGAGCGUCGUAAGUUACGACUUGUAAGCGAGCAAUGAAAAAAAAACAAACAGGAACAAAAUCGUCCAAUUUCGAUCUACAAACAAUAUUCCAAGGCGCGCGACUAUUUAUUAUUUCAUUUGAUUAUUAUAAAAUCAUACAUAACUUGUGCUCGGAUGAAACGAACGACGUAGCGAUUCAUGCAAUGGAACUAUGCGUGAACAAAAUGUAUGGGAGAAUUCAAUGUGCUUACGUCAAAUGGAACGAUUAUACAAGCGAAUGAUGGAAACAAAGAAAUUACUACGAAUCAUAUGAAUCAAUCCAUCUCUCUUUCUCCCUCUCUGUAUUUCCGUUGAGCCACUUUAUCAACGAACGCACAGAGCAAAAAACACACCAAACGAUUUUUCAUUCUAGCACCAGCAAAACAACAUUUGAAUGAAUUUCAUUGAUUGCAUUCAACGUGACUCAGUUCUGAUAAUAUUCCAUUUUUAUUUUGAUAUUUUGCUUCUAAACGAUUCGCCACGAUGGUUUUUGUAUUGUUUGAAACGAGAGAAAAAAAUGAAGAAAAAAAAAACGUUUACGUUCAAAUAAGAGAGAAAAAAGCGAAACGUUUACACUACAUUUGUUUAUCGAUUCAUGAACGAAUUGUGAUUGCGUUAUGUGCGCGUGUGGAAUGGAACGUGGUUGUUGUUGAUGUAGUGUUUCAAGGCGUUUUGUUCGCCUCCGUCUGUUUCAUAUAGAAUGUUUCGAUGAUUAGAAGAAUUUUAAGUUACAUUUCAAAUGAAUAUCGAAACGCGGUUCAGGUGUGCGGUCGGUUUCGUGUGGAUAUGAUACUGCAGCCAGGGCUAUUCAAUUUUUAUGACUUCUUAUUAGUUGCGAUUACGUAUUUAUAUGGGUAUUUCAAAUGGAUUUCACUUUCGGUACGAUAUCGACUAGCCAACCGGCUUCGAUUAAACAGAUUUGCCGCUAAUCCCCUCAAACGAAUCGAUAAACGGCGCGCUCACCUAUUAAAGACACAUUCAAUUACACUGCGUCGUGUGAUCAAGACGGUGAAUGAGUCAUUCGUGUCGUAAUGUGUUUGUUUGAAUCGUGCGAACGACGACGACGACGACGACGACGACGAUUUGAACAGCAAUUAUAUUUAUUCAAUGAGACGUACAAGCAAACGAUAAGUAGUAUCUCUUACUCUCGGCACCAAGAUGGAAUGACUCAAAGCGGCUACAUUUCAAUUUGCCUCUUCUCACAGUUUCAUCGGCAAAUCGGCUUUUAUCACGACAUACCAAGAGCCGACGUGAGCGUGUUAUCUGUCAUGAAAACUAUCGUCGGGGAAAUUGAAUUGUGGGCACAGAUAAUGCAAUUACGGUUCGGCAUGAAACAGGAAAAUCAACAACCACAUCUCAUUCGAGAUAAUCGAUUUUGCCAUUGCUAUCUCCAUUAGGGAGGCAGCUCUUAAAUGUGAUUUCUUUUUCGUUCACUGCUACUUCAUUAUUUUUACAUUUAAUUUGAACCAUUUGCUGCAGAGAAUGCUGGAGUCACCUUCGAUUGUGAUAAAUCGUUUCGAAACCAUAAAUGGAGAGAGCUGUGAGAAUAGUUUCAGCCGCUGCUUCUGAAACUCCAUUAGGUUUGGAAAAUAGGAAAUAAAUGGAGAAAAAGAGAGUUUUACCAUGUCGAUUUGCUGCCAAAAGAACGACUCUUCCGUUGAAUUCCUUUCCCCUAACGACCAUAAUGUAAUACUGCUUCUUUUCUUUCCAUUGUGGAAAUUGCUUCAUUUGUUCUAGCAAAUCGAUAAAUUCGGUGUGUAAGUGCGUGCGUCAAUGGAAAAAAAUCGAUUUGAAACUCGACGGAAAAAACACCACAUUCUUCAUCGAAAUUGCCAUCGAAAUUCGGCGUUCGUUUCGCAUAGCUUAUACACUAUGCUCAGCAUAGUAUGCUGCUGCUGCUACUACAUAGAACAGAACAUGUUCCGUAAUUGGCGUUACUUUUGCGCAACGAGGAAAAUGGAAAAUGAAAGUGCUCAGUUCCGCCGCAUUCAAUCAAAAAGCAGCUACAUCCACAUCGCACACACAUACAGCUUUUACCGUUGGUGUGGCAACAGUAACGAAUGUCUGGAAUUUGAUUUAAGCAUCGACCGACGGAAUAAAAAAAAAACUCGAAAAAAUCGGGUGCUUCAAUGUAACGUUAGUGUACAGAAUGCGGCAAGAUAGUUGGGUGUUGGGCGAUAAGCCAUUUGUCAACUUCAGCUGUUUGUAUUCGGGGCGAACAGUGUUCGCCAUUCAUAUCGCUUCCAUACACACGCACCCGAAAUUUGUCGGAAAAACAACACACACACUGAAUGUAAAUUCUUUGUCUGCGUUCUCCUGGUCGCACCGAGAGGAUGUGUGGUUUUGUUAAAUGCUUUGCACGCUAGUCUUUGUACAUCUGUUGAAAGUCCCAUUACAAUGAGACUUUUCAAUCCCGGUGCUAAUGGCAAAAUAAAACAUCGAACGUUGACUGCAUGGAAACAUUCGCCGUGUUGCUGCUGCUGCGCCAUGGAAAAUGCAGAUAUUUCUCGGGCAUUCACAAACAAUGGCUGUAGUUGUGUGUCAUACGCUGUGUUGCCGGUGUUUUAAGAUGCCGCAUUCGUUUCAUUUUCCGAAACUCAAAGUUGGGGUUGGCUGCAUGUCGUUAAUACACGCACAGCAUCACCAUAACGAUAAUAAACAUCCAUUCAUACAUUUUGAAAAAUGAAAUGGUCUGUAUGGUGGAAAUAUUAUGAUUAACACGAAUAAUUUUUGUUGUUGUUGUUGAUUUUCUAUUGUCGGAAACGUAAAGUGAAUGUGAUGCGGGGACUCAAAACACACAUACACAGUUGACAUUGUUCGAUGCAUAUCGUAUACGAUAAAUUGGAAUAAAAAAGACGGUCGGUUUUUAUUCAUUUUAAUCCCCGUAUGUAACAGUACGACCGUUCGACUUUUUAUCCAUAUGCAUUUAUGUAUUUUAUAUGUAUAUUGUCACCGAAAUCAACACGAUUUGUACGACGAAGAAGAAAAUCAAACACGAAAAAAUCGGCUUUACGUCAGAGUAAUAGAAAGAGAUUGCCUUUCCUUUUCAUCGACGACGACUACGACGAUGACGACGACGACGGUGGCGGCGACAACGUUGUUUGAAAGUUCGAAAUAAAACACAUUUUAUUCGGAAUGGACUAAUAAAAAUGUUGCAGUUAAACUGGCUGGGUUCGAGUGAAAUAAGUCGUUCUCCACUGUGUGUAUACUAAAUAUACUGCAUUUAAGCGGCAGGUUUAACGCCCACAAAUCAAAAUGCAGACACACUGUACCAUUAUCUUGAUUCGACUGAUCGUUGAAACGGUGUUUUUAUAUUCAAAUCCGUUCCACUCCAACAAUAUUGUGAAGAAGAAAACGGAAAAUAAAUUUAUUGAAAAAAAUACGAGAAAAACGAUGAAAAUUGCAUACUCAUGUCAGCACCGUGUCUUCGAUCUUUGGGCUGCCUAUCUGCAGUGCAGUGUUGCUUUGUUGCACACAGAAAUUGGAUAUGGUUGUUUUUGUUGCUGCAACAGCGGAAGGUGUUGGCUCAUUUAUUAUAUUAUAUAUAUCGAAACAUGUUUGUUACGCACUCGAAAUCAGGUAUUGCCAGUUUUUUUUGAAUAGUCACUCCGCCAGUGUGUUCAGCUGAGAGAUAGUGAGUUCUUUGAACGUAUGUUGACUUUGUUACACAGUAACCGGAGCCACCACACACACGCAAUUUUUGCUGGAUUUAUAUGGGCAAAAUCGUUCAGAAUUUUGUUCGUAAAAUUUAAAUGUCAUUUGGUAUUCUGUCGGAUUAUCAACCAUAUGCUGGUGGCUAAAAUGAGACGGUCGCCACCAAAUGGCAUAUUAAAAAAUCAUAAGCAUAAACAAAGGUACAAGACAAAUUGCGCAUGGACGACGAAGACGACGACAACAACUACACCUGUGUGAUAACAUAUUUUAUUCUGCUCGGGCUGUUGUUGUUUUUUUUGUUUCAAUAUGUUCUUGGAAGCAACCGAAAAAGGACAAGUAGAUAAAGUCAGUAAAAAAAUCACGUACUUCGUCGCAGUCACGAUGAAUGAAAACACACAACGAAUAUUGAGUCAAAGUAGGAAAACGAG
Sitodiplosis mosellana (orange wheat blossom midge) is the source of this 14903-nucleotide messenger RNA. RefSeq names its product polycomb protein Su(z)12-like. Gene Ontology annotation, molecular function: chromatin DNA binding. The record is from RefSeq and is a predicted model, not a curated record. NCBI's taxonomy places the organism in Eukaryota, Metazoa, Arthropoda, Insecta, Diptera, Cecidomyiidae. Gene Ontology annotation, cellular component: nucleus; ESC/E(Z) complex. The coding region runs from base 5326 to 6891 and encodes 521 amino acids. The transcript has 4 exons.